Molecule: messenger RNA, 2015 nt
Organism: Syngnathoides biaculeatus (alligator pipefish)
Lineage: Eukaryota; Metazoa; Chordata; Actinopteri; Syngnathiformes; Syngnathidae
Gene: il13ra1
Product: interleukin 13 receptor, alpha 1
Exons: 10
Coding region: 1-1257 (418 amino acids)
Biological process (GO): cytokine-mediated signaling pathway
Cellular component (GO): external side of plasma membrane
Molecular function (GO): cytokine receptor activity; protein binding
Source: RefSeq, a predicted model, not a curated record
AUGCCGGGACGCGAGGACGUCGCGCUUUUCAUUUUGGCAUUUUGCUUCCAUUCGUCGCAGCAGUCGUUUGCGCUCCACAGCCACGCAGUUUCCCGGUUUUGCUGUUUUGUUUGUUUUUUUUUCUCUUGUCCCAAAGGCGCUCUUCCCCCACCCAGAAACCUGUCCUACACGUGGCUCAACCUGUUGACGGUCAACGUGUAUUGGCAGAGGCCCAGCGGAUUACCGGAGCACUGCCGGAUACAGUACAGAUGGGGCCCCCACAACUCUAGCACAGAGUGGACAAAUUUUACAGAGACCCUUCUGACGGACGAAGCCGAAUCUUCCGGCUGGCUGUUCACGGUCCGAACGGAAGGGGACUGCCGAGCGGGCCAGAGCGCGCCCGCCUCCGUCCUCGUCGACACGCCGAAGCCUCGAGCUGAGCUGGUGACGGACUUCAAAUGUUUACUCCAAGCAGAAAAACCAAAUUGUUCCUGGAUCCCGGUCGAUCCCUCCUUUAACCUGACGCUCUCGUACGGGAUUUGCGCCGAAACGAGACCGGCUUUCAAGCGGUGCGAGCCGUCUCGUCGCCACGGGAUCCGGAACGGCUGCGACCUGAGCUCCGAAUUCGUCAACGAGGACAUCUGCGUGCUCGUGACGAGCGAGGAGUCGAUGAGCACCUUCAAACCGCUGCUCGUGGUUGACCCCCCGAAUCUGCGCGUCACCGCGGAAGGCGACAAGUUCAACUUGAGCUGGACCCCGCCGGAGGUGGGAAGGGGCUGCAGUUGGAUCUACGAGUUGUGCUACAGACAAUGCGAUCAACAGCAAACAUGCCAAAGCUUCGUUCCCAACGGGGAGACCGUGCAGAUGGCUUACGAUGAAAGGUGCCGUUACGAGUUCCGAUACCGGGUCACAAGUGGCGAAUACUGCAAACGAGUGCAAAGUGACACUGCAGUGCAAGUUUAUGGAGCGAACGCGCCCGCCCGCGUCUCGCCGACGACGGUGGCCGUCGCCGUCGCCGUCGUCGUCCUGUCUGCCGGCGUCCUCGUGGGCUGCUAUUGUCUCCAGAGGCACAGCAACCUUUUCUGGCCCGUCAUACCCGAUCCGUCGGCGGUAUUGAAGACCGUGUCGAAUGGACGCUCAGUAAUGAAGGCUCCCGCCAAAGUGUACACACCCGUGCCAGAAACCGUUCAACCCUGCCAAGCUGAACCGACGGGCUUCGUUUCUCGAGCGGGCGUCCUCGCCCCCGAGCCGCCUCCGCAGGGCGAGCCCCCCUGCUGAUGCUCACAGACCGGCGACGAGCAAACGUGCCUUAUUUGUCCUGAAAGACGACUUCCAGACUGGGAUAGCGCGACGGCUCCCCUGUCCUCACGACUGGAAGGUGACUCGUGGGGGAUGCCAAAAGCUGCGACAAGAGUCGACGUGGAGGAGCACGAACCCCCCCCCCCUCCCCUCUAAAUUGCACUUUAUUAUUAACGUCGUAACGCAAAACACUCAUGGCGUGACAUUCAUCCGUUCCGGCCGCCCACAAAAAUGUUGCAAUGUGUUCUUGGAUAAGCACUGUAAAAUACUAUAUUUAUAAAAUAUUCUAUAGUUGCACUGUAAACCGUUUUUGCCACAAUUCGAUGGACGUUGCGCUGCUCCUUCUGGUGCACGCGCCUCGGCCACCUAUGAGCAGCAUAAAACGGACACACGGAGCCCCUCAGAACACCCCAAGAAAAAAUUAAAUAUUCACAGAAAUAUUCUCAAUACAGAAUAAUUAUAAUAACAAUAAUUCAUAUUAGAAUAUUCAUAAUAUAGAAUAAAUAUAUUUAUUCUUGAAACGGCAGUUUUAACGCUGUAUGCCCGACUGAGUAUUGUUCCACUGUGUGUCUCUACAUGUGUUGCUCUACCGUUAGUUCUACAGCACAAGUGCGCAAAAAGACCUCAAAUUGUAGCAUUCUAUGCACAUUAUAGUCCCUCUUUGUAAAUAUGACACAAGUACAUCAAUGAGCACGAUUCCAAAUAAACGCAGAUGGACUUCACGGUUGCCUCGCUUA